CGCUGAAACGGAUCGAAAAGGAACAAUUUCAAUCCCGAUUGCCGCGUUCCUAACUGUCGUUCGUCGCCUUGAAAGAGUCGCAAACAGACGUGCCCACCAAGCAACCAGUGGCAUAGAUGGGCGUGUGCGCAUCUUGCCUUGGCCUCGGUCGCCGAGAAAGCCAUGAUUCCGAGGCAGCUCGGCUUCUAGACGAUGAGCUUUAUCAGCCAGGAUAUGGCUACGGCGCACUAAACCAGGCCCACCACCUCUACCAGCCUGACCCAGAAGACCUCAAGCGCGAGCGAGAAGCUCUCGAGGCGAUAUGUCAACGGACAUCAGAUGCUGUCGUUGACAUCUGGGCUCUCCAACCUCAACCACAUCUCCAGCCACGAGCAGCCCUUCCUAGUACGUCAUCCCGAGCAGCAAGCGGCGAGACAGGCAGUGUGAGAUCUACAGGAGGUUCAUCAUGUCCAGGCACUGGAGACGAUGCGGCGGUGAUUCCAGCGCAGAAGCAGGUCGCUCCCGUACCGAAGCACUGGGGUGAAGUAGUUAUCCCAACACGGAAAGGAAAGAAAUCUCGAGGAUUCGAAACCGCGGGCAAUGGGGGUGAUGUAUUCGGCGUGUUGAAGGUCACCUAGAGUGCACGAAGUUUUCAUCUUCCGAACUCCUCCCGUGGAAAGUCAGCAUCCAUCCGUCUUCACUUUCUGCACACACAACCUAUAUGCUCUAUGACUGGACAUAUUGAGCACGUUGAUCGUCAGGGUUGGCUUUGGGGUCAUAUCCCAGAAUGAGGCAGAUCCUUACUACCCGCUAUCAUACCCCAUUCCUCUUUGUUUUUCCUUUGCUUUGGACAGAUCUGAGGUUGGCAGGAAAUCCUUCAUCAGACAUCACUUUCUUUACGCUUUUCCUUAAGUACU
Messenger RNA from Paecilomyces variotii, 896 nucleotides. Its product is annotated as late endosomal/lysosomal adaptor and MAPK and MTOR activator-domain-containing protein. The transcript has 3 exons. The record is from RefSeq and is a predicted model, not a curated record. The coding region runs from base 117 to 617 and encodes 166 amino acids. Gene Ontology annotation, biological process: positive regulation of TOR signaling; regulation of receptor recycling; positive regulation of MAPK cascade. Gene Ontology annotation, cellular component: Ragulator complex; membrane raft; late endosome membrane. NCBI's taxonomy places the organism in Eukaryota, Fungi, Ascomycota, Eurotiomycetes, Eurotiales, Thermoascaceae.